Messenger RNA from Sesamum indicum (sesame), 1856 nucleotides. RefSeq names its product adenosylhomocysteinase. The record is from RefSeq and is a predicted model, not a curated record. Gene Ontology annotation, cellular component: cytosol. Gene Ontology annotation, biological process: L-methionine cycle. Lineage: Eukaryota; Viridiplantae; Streptophyta; Magnoliopsida; Lamiales; Pedaliaceae. Gene Ontology annotation, molecular function: adenosylhomocysteinase activity.
UCUUUUCAACUCCUCUCACACCCACUCUCUACUUCCACCAGGCACUAUACCCAAUCUCAGAUCCAGACUUGCUUUCAUACUCGCGCAACCCAUGGCGCUCGUAGUUGAGAAAACAACCUCCGGCCGCGAGUACAAGGUCAAGGACAUGUCCCAGGCCGAUUUCGGGCGCCUCGAAAUCGAGCUCGCCGAGGUCGAAAUGCCGGGGCUCAUGUCCUGCCGAACCGAGUUUGGGCCAUCCCAGCCCUUCAAAGGUGCCAAGAUCACCGGAAGUCUUCACAUGACCAUCCAAACCGCUGUCUUGAUCGAAACCUUAACCGCCUUGGGCGCUGAGGUGAGAUGGUGCUCCUGCAACAUCUUCUCCACCCAGGAUCACGCCGCUGCCGCAAUCGCCCGCGACAGCGCUGCUGUGUUUGCCUGGAAAGGUGAGACCCUGCAAGAGUACUGGUGGUGCACUGAGCGGGCCCUCGACUGGGGGCCAGGCGGUGGACCCGAUUUGAUUGUCGACGACGGUGGUGAUGCUACUUUGUUGAUCCACGAGGGAGUGAAGGCUGAGGAAGAGUACGAGAAGUCAGGCAAGUUGCCCGACCCGAGUUCCACCGACAACGCUGAGUUUCAGAUUGUGCUGACUAUAAUUAGAGAUGGGUUGAAGGCUGAUCCAAAGAAGUAUACAAGGAUGAAGGAGAGAUUGGUUGGUGUUUCUGAGGAGACCACAACUGGAGUUAAGAGGUUGUACCAGAUGCAGGCUAAUGGCUCCCUGCUUUUCCCUGCAAUUAAUGUCAAUGAUUCUGUCACCAAGAGCAAGUUUGAUAACUUGUAUGGGUGCCGCCACUCCCUGCCCGAUGGACUGAUGAGGGCCACUGAUGUGAUGAUUGCUGGAAAGGUUGGUGUUGUUUGUGGCUACGGAGAUGUUGGGAAGGGUUGUGCUGCUGCAUUGAAGCAAGCUGGUGCACGAGUGGUCGUGACUGAGAUUGAUCCAAUCUGUGCCCUUCAAGCCCUCAUGGAAGGUUUCCAAGUAUUGACCCUUGAGGAUGUCGUCUCAGAAGCUGAUAUCUUUGUCACCACCACUGGUAACAAGGACAUCAUCAUGGUUGACCACAUGAGGAAGAUGAAAAACAAUGCCAUUGUCUGCAACAUUGGUCACUUUGACAAUGAAAUCGACAUGCAUGGUCUUGAGACUUUCCCUGGUGUGAAGAGAAUCACCAUCAAGCCUCAAACAGACAGAUGGGUCUUCCCAGACACAAAUUCCGGUAUCAUUGUCUUGGCCGAGGGUCGUCUCAUGAACUUGGGCUGUGCCACCGGCCACCCUAGCUUUGUCAUGUCGUGCUCCUUCACCAACCAAGUUAUUGCCCAACUUGAACUCUGGAAGGAGAGGGCAACCGGGAAGUACGAGAAGAAGGUCUAUGUGUUGCCCAAGCACCUGGAUGAGAAGGUUGCAGCUCUCCACCUUGGAAAGCUUGGCGCUAAGCUUACUAAGCUGACCAAGGAGCAGGCUGAUUACAUCAGUGUACCAGUUGAGGGUCCUUACAAGCCUCCUCACUACAGGUACUAAGAGGGACCAUGAUUCAAGAAAGGAGUUUGCUAAACCGGGUUAUUGUUAGCUUUUGAUUAUUCUGAUCCGAUUUUGUGUUAGGUUAGUAGUUUAAAACUUUCUGCUGCUGGUCCUUUUUUUGUGUGUUUUUGGAGGAAGAAGUGGUCUCUAAGACCAUAAUUUGUCGGAUGAGGUAUGAGGUUAAGGGUGUGUUAGAUGGCAAUUUUGUCGUCUGUCGUCUGUUGUCUGUUGUCUGUAUUCCGUUAUCGUUUUCCAUUAUCAGUUAUGAGAAAAAAAUGAACAAUGUUAUGUUGUCUGCUUUACACCA